Molecule: messenger RNA, 2805 nt
Organism: Cyclopterus lumpus (lumpfish)
Lineage: Eukaryota; Metazoa; Chordata; Actinopteri; Perciformes; Cyclopteridae
Exons: 3
Coding region: 209-1756 (515 amino acids)
Molecular function (GO): GTP binding
Source: RefSeq, a predicted model, not a curated record
ACACACACACAGACACAGACACACACACACAGACACAGACACGCACACACAGACACAGAGACACACACACACAGACACACACACACACACCCUUACAGUAAGUGAAAGUGAAACUUAAGGAGCAGCAGAGGCCCACAGGAGGAAAGAGACACGGAGGACGUCGACUGGUCGAAACAUUUGACUCUUAGCUGAUUUCUCUUCUACAAACAUGGACAAUAACUCCCUAACGGAGCAGUCGGAUUCCAUGGAGACUCAUUCCUCCAGCGACGACAUGGCGCUCUCGAGGGAUGCGGCCACGGACCAAUCGGAAGCCUGCGGCGAAGGAAAAGCAGCUGGUGUGGCAGACGCAGACUCCGGUAUGGCAGACGCAGACGCCGGUGUGGCCGCCGCAGACUCCGGUGUGGCAGACGCAGACUCCGGUGUGGCAGACGCAGACUCCGGUGUGGCAGACGCAGACGCCGGUGUGGCCGCCGCAGACUCCGGUGUGGCAGACGCAGACUCCGGUAUGGCAGACGCAGACGCCGGUGUGGCCGCCGCAGACUCCGGUGUGGCAGACGCAGACGCCGGUGUGGCCGCCGCAGACUCCGGUGUGGCAGACGCAGACGCCGGUGUGGCCGCCGCUUUGCAAGACGCAGCUUUGCAACACGAUAACUCCCUAAAGGAGCAGUCGGAUUCCAUGGAGACUCAUUCCUCCAGCGACGACAUGGCGCUCUCGAGGGAUGCGGCCACGGACCAAUCGGAAGCCUGCGGCGAAGGAAAAGCAGCUGGUGUGGCAGACGCCGGUGUGGCAGACGCAGACUCCGGUAUGGCAGACGCAGACGCCGGUAUGGCAGACGCAGACUCCGGUGUGGCAGACGCAGACGCCGGUAUGGCAGACGCAGACGCCGGUGUGGCAGACACAGACGCCGGUAUGGCAGACGCAGACGCCGGUAUGGCAGACGCAGACGCAUGGAGGAUUGUCCUUCUUGGAAAAACCGGAGUUGGAAAGAGCAGCCUUGCCAACAACAUAUUUGGAGAGGCCAUAUUCAAAAUAAACAAUUUGAGCGACUUGGAAACGCAUCCUACUACAGUCGAAACAAAAUAUGUCCAUGAAAAAAACAUCACUUUGAUUGACACUCCUGGUUUCUUUGACCCGAGCAGGUCUGAGAAGGAGAUGAAGCCUGAGAUGAUGAGGUGCAGCACAGAGUGCGCUCCUGGGCCUCAUGUCUUUCUCAUUGUGCUUAAAGUGGAGAAAUUCAUAGAGCACAAUGAGGCUGUCGUCUCACAAAUGUGUGAUUACUUCUCUAAAGAUGCUCUAAAAUACGUCGUGAUUGUCUUCACUCAUGGCGACCAGCUGCCAGAGGGAAUGACACUGGAGAAGUAUAUCGAGGAAAGUGGGGAUCUGGGCGACCUGGUGAAGAAGUGCGGGGGCCGGUGCCACGUCGUCGAUAACAAAUACUGGAAGGACAACACGGAGGGCGACAGAAGUAACCAGGUCCAGGUGGAAAAGCUGCUCUGCUCCAUCAACCAGAUAGUGGUAAAAAACAAGGGAAGAUUCUACACAGACAAAAAGCUACGAGAAGUCGAGAAAAAGAUUCAGAAAGAGAGAAAGGUCAUUAGACUGUCAUCAGGAAACAUGUCAGAGGAAGAGAUCAGGAAGCAGGCGAAAAGCAACGUCUUUAAGGAGCAGGUAGACGAUGCAGCUCAAACAUGGAAUUUUGGUAUCGCAGAUAAAGUAUGGAGUGUGGUCAAUUGUGUUAAGAGAAAAAUUAAUUGAGAAUGAACAGAACCAGAACUGGCAGAAGUGGAUGUAGAACAAGCCAGUACGAGAGGUAGUUGAGGUAUUAAUCACACAUUGAUUACUUAACAACGCUUUUUUUUAAUCUGUCUCUUCAUGGAAGUGAAAUAUUAAAUCAUGAGUGUACACUUUAAUGGUGAUUACUUUGAAUGUUCUAUUCUAAUUGCCAUUUGUGUCAGUAUGUGGCCAUUAAUGAUGCAUGUAUUAUGUAACAAUAAACAGCUGAUCGAUCUCAUGUCUUUUCAGCUACUUUAGUCAUGUGACCAUCCACCUAUGCUGCUAAAGUUUAAGGCUGACUAUACUUGUACUUUCUUAUUGUCAAUCAAUUCCAUUAUAAGACAAAAACCAACAAAUAAUGGAUGUUGGUAUCACCGGGGUCCUUCGUUGGUGAGCAACCUAUUGUGAUAAUAAGCUUGUGAGGGAUCUGGUGAAGAAGUGCGGAGGUCGCUGCCACGUCGUGGAUAAUAAGCAAAGAAAUAAUACUAUCAGCAUCAAAAGCAAAUGAUAAUACAGCCAGAGAUGAAACAGAAUCAAAACCAAUAAUCAGACGUUACGCUUAAAGACGGGAGAGAGAAACUAUCAUUAAGAAGCCAGGAAAUAUUUAACCAUUGAGAUGAUCACGUUUAUUCAUAUGUAAUUCAAACUUUAGUCGCCAUAAGAAGUGUAAUUGACUUUUUAUUCAUAAGAUUCAUCCUCAGUUAAGUUUAAUUCUCUUUGAUGAGUUACCAUGUCUUUCUUUUUAUUGAGCUAAGAGUGUUUUGGUCUCAUAUCACUUUAUUCUUCACAUAUCUCAUAUUAUGUUUUCCUUCAUGCAUCAAUAUGUAAUCACAUGUUCUUCUUUGUUGACUGAAUGGUGAGAAUAAGUAAAUAAGUGAACUCUUGAUUCACCUGAUAGUUUUGAAGGUCUUAUUGGAAAUGUAAACUUUUUACAUUUUGUCUUUUCUUUUACUUCAAUAUUGACAUUAUUCAUCUUUGUAACUGUAAAGAAACAAAUAAAACUGGUUUGUAUUCUGUACAUUCCAACCAAA